CUGAAACAACAAAUAUUGAUAUAGACCCAAAAAAUUGGCCAAGAAGAAAAAAACGGUUGAUUUUAUUUAUGAUUGCCUUUGCUGGAAUGAUUGCCCCAAUGUCAAGCACAAUAAUUUAUCCGGCAGUUGCUAAAAUAGAAAAUGAUUUAAAUACUAGCGAAGUACUUGCCAACGGAAUGAUCGGAAUUUUUAUUUUCUUUAUGGGAUUAGCGCCAUUGGCCUGGGCAUCCUACUCUGAUGCAUUCGAAACGAGACGUAAUAUUUACUUGGUCUCGUUUAUUUUGUAUAUUGUUGGAACUGUUAUGUGUGCCAUUUCAAAAAAUAUUUGGUUAUUGCUAACAAUGCGUGCAAUACAAGCUUGUGGUGCUUCUUCAGUUCAAAGCAUAGGAGCUGGUUCAAUAAGUGACAUUUUUCACGUAUUUGAACGAGGACGCGCGUAUGGAAUCUUUUACGUUGGACCGUUAAUCGGACCAGUUAUCGGGCCCGUGAUUGGAGGUUAUUUAGCGGAAACUUUCGGAUGGAGAUGGAUCUUUUGGUUCCUUACAGUGAUUGGAGGUGUAAUAACCGUUUUGAUUUUCUUUUUUCUUCCCGAAACAUUUGCACGUCAACCACAAUCGCAAAAUCUUCCAACCCCUACAACUUCCACUCUACCACGCCGAAAAAAAUUUAAUCCAAUAUCACCAUUAAUUUUACUUAAAUAUCCUAAUAUGUACCUUAUAAUUAUAAGUGUAAGUAUUGUUUUUGGAAUAGUUUAUUUACUAAAUACAUUGAUACCAAGAACAUUUUCAAAACAAUAUAAUCUUUCAACAUUAUACAUUGGAUUAGUAUUUCUUGCACCAGGUGGGGGAUAUAUGAUUGGAAGUUUAUUAGGAGGGAAAUGGUCGGAUUUUGUUUUAGCUAAGGCUAAAAGAAAAAAUAAUAAUAUCUCUUAUCCUGAAAUGAGAAUUCAUAGCGUUUGGUUUGGUGCUUUUUUACUUACACUUUCUUAUACAACUUACGGGUGGUUUGUUCAAGCUAAUUUACAUAUCGCUUUCCCUAUUAUCUCUCUUUUUGUUGGAGGAAUUAGCGUUCUUAUUAUAUUUAAUUCAACUGCUACAUAUUUAGUUGAUGCAUUUCCAGGUAAAAGUGCAUCCGCAAUUGCAGUAAAUAAUUGUGUUAGGUCAUUUGCAGCUGCAAUAAUGUCUUUUGUUGCUGUACCGUUCGAAAAUGCUGUUGGUAAUGGUUGGGCCUUUACCAUUAUGGUUGGUAUUAAUAUUAUUGGUAUAUGUUGUCUAAUUGCUGUAUGUUAUAAAGGCAAAUCCUGGAGGGAGAAAAUUCAAUCUGAAAGCACAGAUUUAUCAUCAUAA
Molecule: messenger RNA, 1346 nt
Organism: Funneliformis geosporum
Lineage: Eukaryota; Fungi; Glomeromycota; Glomeromycetes; Glomerales; Glomeraceae
Source: the annotation of a GenBank genome assembly